Messenger RNA from Arachis stenosperma, 2396 nucleotides. Its product is annotated as lupeol synthase-like. NCBI's taxonomy places the organism in Eukaryota, Viridiplantae, Streptophyta, Magnoliopsida, Fabales, Fabaceae. Gene Ontology annotation, cellular component: lipid droplet. The record is from RefSeq and is a predicted model, not a curated record. Gene Ontology annotation, molecular function: intramolecular transferase activity. Bases 12 to 2279 code for a protein of 755 amino acids. Gene Ontology annotation, biological process: triterpenoid biosynthetic process. The transcript has 18 exons.
GGAUAGUUAAGAUGUGGAAGUUGAAGAUAGCAGAAGGAGGAAAGAAGUUGGUUUCAGGGAACAAUUUCAUAGGAAGACAACAUUGGGAGUUUGAUCCAAAUGCAGGAACACCACAAGAGCGUGCCGAGGUUGAAAGGCUGCGCCAAGAAUUCACUAAAAAUAGAUUUUCCAUCAAACAAAGCUCUGACCUCUUAAUGAGAAUGCAGCUCACAAAGGAGAACCAAUGUGGAGCAAUACCAGAAGCAGUGAAAGUGGGAGAAGAAGAGAAGAUAACAAAAGAAGCAUUGAUUACAACAAUGAGAAGAUCUCUCACUUUCUUUUCUUCUAUUCAAGCACAUGAUGGUCACUGGCCUGCGGACUUUUCUGGCCCUUUGUUUUUCAUUCAACCUUUGAUAAUGGCAUUAUAUAUUACAGGAUCCCUUAAAGAAGUUAUAGGAGCAGAACACAAGAAAGAAAUAAUUCGAUAUUUGUAUAAUCACCAGAAUGAAGAUGGAGGAUGGGGGUUCCAUAUAGAAGGCCACAGCACAAUGUUUGGAUCAGGAUUGAGUUACAUUGCAUUGAGAAUUCUUGGAGAAGAACUUGAAGAUCAUGAAGACAUGCCAAUGGCCAGAGCCAGAAAGUGGAUCCUUGAUCAUGGUGGUUUAGUGACUAUUCCAUCCUGGGGAAAGUUCUGGGUUUCGGUGCUUGGAGUUUAUGAGUGGUCAGGUUGCAAUCCAUUUCCACCAGAGUUAUGGCUUCAACCCAAAUUCAGUCCUUUUCAUCCAGGAAAAAUCAUGUCCUAUUGUCGGAUGCUUUACAUGUCCAUAUCAUACGUAUAUGGGAAGAGAUUUAUAGGUUCUAUUACUGGCUUAAUCAAGUCUCUUAGAAAAGAAAUGUACAACCAACCUUAUGAUCAAAUUAACUGGAACAAAGCCAGAAAUACUAUUGCUAAGGAAGAUCUAUAUUACCCACAUCCUUUAAUACAAGAUGUGUUAUGGGGAUUUCUCUAUCACAUUGGAGAGCCCUUGCUAAAUCGGUGGCCCUUUUCAAUGCUUAGACAGAAGGCACUUCAAAUUACAAUGAAUCAUAUACGAUAUGAGGAUGAGAUUAGUAACUAUCUUUGCAUUGGAGUUGUAGAGAAGGUGUUAUCUUUGAUCGCAUGUUGGAUUGAAGAUCGCAACUCAGAGGCAUACAAACUUCAUUUAGCUCGAAUUCCUGAUUAUUUUUGGGUUGCUGAAGAUGGUUUAAAAAUUGUGGGUAUCGGUAGUCAAAUGUGGGAUGUAGCUUUUGGUAUAGAAGCAAUACUUGCUUGUGAUCUUAAUGAAGAAUUUGAACCUACACUUAGGAAAGCAUAUGACUUCUUGAAGGCUUCACAGGUUCUUGAAAAUCCAUAUGGUGACUUCAUGGCAAUGCAUAGACAUAUUUCAAAAGGGGCGUGGCCAUUCUCAAUACAUGAUCAGGCUUUACAAGUUUCUGAUAGCACUGGAGAAGGGUUAAAGCUGUCGAUCCUGUUGUCAAGAAUGCCAAUUGAAAUUGUUGGGGACAAAGUUGAAACACAAAGACUAUACGAUGCUGUGAAUGUUAUUCUCUCCAUACAAAGUAGUAAUGGCGGUUUCCCUGCUUGGGAGCCUCAAAGAGGCUAUCAAUGGUUAGAGAAAUUCAAUCCAACAGAAUUCUUUGAAAGCGUUAUCGUUGAGAUGGAUUACGUAGAGUGCACAUCAUCGGCACUGCAGGGCUUGCUUAUAUUUAGAGAGCAAUACCCAAUGCAUAGAAGACAAGAAAUAGAUCACUCUAUUUCCAAGGCAAUCCAUUUCAUUGAAAACUCACAAAAUUCAGAUGGCUCAUGGUAUGGUUGUUGGAGUAUUUGUUAUACCUAUGGCACAUGGUUUGCUGUGGAAGGACUAAAAGCUUGUGGAAGGAAUUACCAUAAUAGUCCUUCGUUGCGCAAAGCAUGUGAAUUUUUGUUGUCAAAACAACUUCCUAAUGGUGGUUGGGGUGAAAGUUACUUGUCAAGUCAAAACAAGGUAUAUACAAAUCUAGAAGGUAACCGUGCAAACUUAAUUCAAACUUCAUGGGCUUUAUUGUCACUUAUUGGAGCAGGACAGGCUGAGAUAGAUGCUACACCCAUACACAAAGGAAUAAAGUUAAUAAUCAAUUCACAAAUGGAAGAUGGAGAUUUUCCACAGCCGGACUCAACAGGAGUGUUUUUCAGAAACUGUGUCAUAAACUAUGCAUCACAUCGUAACAUAUUUCCUAUAUGGGCUCUUGGAGAGUAUCGGCGCAGAGUGUUGCAUGCAUGAUAGUGUAAGCAUAAUUCAUAAGAAUAUUUUCAACUUUCUAUUAUUGAUUCCAUAGUCAAUUUACAAAUGGUAAUGUAUCAGUUAUAAUGUAAACCUUGUAUUUGAUUAUUUCCAAUG